UCAGGAACAGGAGCUGAAAUAUCCAGGGAUGGAGCAGGGCAGGUUGGUGUUGCUGCUGGUGUUGGCGUGCGCGUGUAAGGAGUGUAUGUGUCAGCACUGGUCGUACGGCUGGCUACCGGGCGGCAAACGCAGCAUUGGAGGAGAACUGGAGGCUACUUUCAGGAUGAUGGAUGAUGGAGAUACUCUCAUUCCUCUCACGGCCGAAAAAUUACAAUCCAAUGAUGCUAUCAUUGAUAACAUUGAGGAGAAUGCUGUGAGAAGAGGUCGAAGGCCAUUACGAAGAGAAUUGCUUGACUGAUGCACGCACACACACA
Messenger RNA from Engraulis encrasicolus (European anchovy), 314 nucleotides. RefSeq names its product gonadotropin-releasing hormone 3 (gene gnrh3). Gene Ontology annotation, biological process: multicellular organism development. Gene Ontology annotation, molecular function: gonadotropin hormone-releasing hormone activity; gonadotropin-releasing hormone receptor binding. Bases 29 to 298 code for a protein of 89 amino acids. Gene Ontology annotation, cellular component: extracellular region. The record is from RefSeq and is a predicted model, not a curated record. The transcript has 4 exons. Lineage: Eukaryota; Metazoa; Chordata; Actinopteri; Clupeiformes; Engraulidae.